AUGAUACAGUCGAUCAAAAAGGCUCCAACAAUACAAAGAGGUGUCCUGUUCAAAGGGACGAUGGAGAAGGAACGGGAACGAAAGCAAUGGACGAAUACAGUGAGAGGGGAAAACACGAAGUCUCGCAGGCACGACUUCGUUGCUCGGCCGCGAGAAGGAGACGAAUGGAUGGGCGACGUGUGCGAUUGUCUCUGGGGUUUAACAAGGCCGAAGAGACGGAGAAGUAGCGAAGCUGCUGCGGUCUCGGUGGGGGCUACGAUGGGGCAAUCGGCGGUUGAGGAAGGAGGUACAGCUGAUCUCCAGGGAGUCCUCGUGAUUUCCAUUCUCGUCUUCAGCAGUAGAACACAAAGAAGGAGCAGGGCAUUUAGGUGA
Lactuca saligna is the source of this 372-nucleotide messenger RNA. The record is from the annotation of a GenBank genome assembly. Lineage: Eukaryota; Viridiplantae; Streptophyta; Magnoliopsida; Asterales; Asteraceae.